Messenger RNA from Colletotrichum acutatum, 999 nucleotides. RefSeq names its product phytanoyl-CoA dioxygenase. The transcript has 3 exons. The record is from RefSeq and is a predicted model, not a curated record. NCBI's taxonomy places the organism in Eukaryota, Fungi, Ascomycota, Sordariomycetes, Glomerellales, Glomerellaceae. The coding region runs from base 1 to 999 and encodes 332 amino acids.
AUGGCCUCACUUACACCAAACAACCAUGACUACGACCACAAGGACCUCCCAAAAACACCGGCAACAAUACACCCCUCACAAUCCGAAUUGCUCAACGCCCGUCUCUCUCCGCGGAACCUCGAGCUCGCCGUCCGCCACCUCCACAGAGACGGCCUCGUCGUCGUCGCCGACGUAAUCCCGCACGCAGACCUCGACGCCCUCAACGCCAAAAUGGUCCAGGACGCACUCUACCUCCGGUCGCUGGGCGACAAAGGGCCCUUCAACUAUAAUCUGGGGAAUCUACAACAAGAUCCGCCUCCCGUGGCUGAGUACUUCUACAAGUCCAUCUUUACAAACGCCAUAGCGACGCAAAUCACCUCCUCCAUCCUAGGCCCGCGCCCAAACUGGACCUUCUGCUCCGCAAACGCCGCCAUGCCGCCAUCGCCAGACGCAAAGCCGCAACGCCAACCAGUCCACUCGGACGCAGACUUUGCCCACCCAUCCCACCCCUUCGCCCUCGUAAUCAACGUCCCCCUCGUGAAAAUGACACCCUCAAACGGCUCAACCGAGCUCUGGUUCGGCACACACGCCCCCUACACCGGCACCAUCAUCCCCUCGGGCCUAGCAGCCCAACAAGGCGCUCACGGCACCCGUGCAAGCGGCCGUAUAACCCCACCCCUCCUCGACCUCCGCCGCGCCGUCCGCCCGCCCUCGCAGCCGACGGUGGAAAAGGGGAGCAUCGUCAUCCGCGACCUGCGGCUUUGGCACGCGGGGAUGCCAAACACCACGCCAGACGUGCGCGUCAUGCUGGCCAUGAUUCAUUUUGCCGGGUGGUACCGUAACCCUAUGCGGCUGCAGUUCGCCGAGGAUGUAAGGCCUUUCCUCGAGGGGGAGACGGAGGCGGAGACGGGGAAGAGUGACUUGGAGAUACCGGUGGAUUGGACGACGAGGGAAGAGGCUUUGAAGACGUAUCUGGGGAGGGGGUUUGGGAAUAGCUACGACUUUGAUCAAGAGAAGUGA